Anguilla rostrata (American eel) is the source of this 5606-nucleotide messenger RNA. RefSeq names its product Rap guanine nucleotide exchange factor (GEF) 3 (gene rapgef3). Gene Ontology annotation, molecular function: guanyl-nucleotide exchange factor activity. The transcript has 28 exons. The coding region runs from base 276 to 2930 and encodes 884 amino acids. The record is from RefSeq and is a predicted model, not a curated record. Gene Ontology annotation, biological process: positive regulation of GTPase activity; Ras protein signal transduction. Lineage: Eukaryota; Metazoa; Chordata; Actinopteri; Anguilliformes; Anguillidae. Gene Ontology annotation, cellular component: plasma membrane.
CUCACAUGGCUGCAUUCCCCACGAGGGGUCAUGAGCAGGAAAACGAGAUUCCUUUUCGGUAAACAUUUUUAAACGAGCAUCACACAGUCCCUUGAAGGCAUUCUGGAUGUGAACGCGGGCCAGUGAAGCACGGCCUCUUUGUAGCUUAGCCGCUGCAGCUUCUCAAUAGCCUCCAUUGACACUUCGGGGCGGAUUGGCUCUUUGCUGGAUUUCCAUCGCUGCUGCUGAGAGGAGCUGACGCAGCCGAAACGCCUCACGCCUGCGUAAAGAGGAGGAUGUCUCGCAGCACAGGUCGGAGAUCCUUGCGUCCUGGAUCAGUCAUGUGUUCAGCAGACUCCAGCACCCAGUUCGGCCUGCCUCAAGCACGGAGACGCUCGCCAGAGGAAAGGGAAACACCACUUCCUGAAACCCUGGACACCCAGGACACCAUGAAGCAGUUUCUCUCAGACCGGAUCCUGAAAGCAGCCAGGUCUGUGUAUAGCGCCUUGAUUGGGCGAAACCCAGGUCUGAUUAGGGACCGGAAACACCAUCUCAAAACCUACAGGCAGUGCUCUACAGGAAAAGAGCUUGUUGAUUGGCUGAUGACGCUGAAUGACAGUUUGCAGUCCCGGAGCCAGGCGGUGGGCAUGUGGCAGGUGCUGGUGGACGAGGGGAUACUUGUUCACGUGAAACAAGAGCUGAACUUCCAGGACAGGGACACCCAGUUCUACCGCUUCCUGGAGGCGGAGUUUAGUCUCAACCACACAACCAAUGAGAAGGACUUGGAGGAGGAGCUUCAGGAAGGCCUGUCCUUCUUGGUCCAGAUGGGUCCCGAUGCACUGCUGACAAUGAUCCUGCGCAAAUGCCCAAGCCAGAGGACUGCAGAGGAUCUGGAAGUGAUUUACGAGGAGCUGCUUCACAUCAAGGCUGUGGCUCACCUCUCCAGCUUUGUGCGUAAGGAGCUGGCUGCGGUUCUGGUGUUCGAGUCCCACGCCAAGGCAGGAACAGUCUUGUUCAGCCAGGGAGACAAAGGGACGUCCUGGUACAUCAUCUGGAAGGGCUCUGUGAACGUUAUAACACAUGGGAAAGGUCUGGUGACGACGCUGCAUGAGGGAGAUGAUUUUGGCCAGCUGGCGCUUGUUAACGACGCGCCACGCGCUGCCACCAUCAUACUGCGAGAGGACAAUUGCCACUUCCUGCGCGUGGACAAACAGGACUUCAUACGCAUCCUCAAGGAUGUGGAGGCCAACACGGUGCGCCUGGAGGAGCAUGGGAAAUCUGUGCUUGUGUUGGAGAAGAGUUCCGGAAGCGACUCAGCCAAUCAGGGAGCAUCAGGCAACAGCAACAAGUACACUGUGAUGUCAGGGACACCAGAGAAGAUUCUGGAACACCUGCUUGAGAACGUGAGGCUUGACACCAACAGCAACGACCCCAUAGAUCCCUGCGUGACCAACUUCCUCCUGACCCACAGCGUCUUCAUGCCGUCCAGCACGCUGUGCCCGGCCGCUCUGUGCACCUACCAUGCUGAGCCUUCUGAAGGCUCAGAGUUGGAGAAGGCGGCCUACUCCCUCAACAAGAAGCAGAAGAUCAUCCGGUUGGUGGGUCAGUGGGUGCUCCUAUACGGCCUGCUCCUGAAGGAUGAUCCCCCUGCCUGGGAAUUUCUAGAGAACCUGAGGGGGGAGGUGCUGGGUGACUCCCGCCUCUCCAGCAUGCUGAGAGAGCAGCUAAGGGACAGGAGGAGAGCAAGAGUGCUUGAAAAUGGACACCAGACACUGUCGAAGUUUCAGCUCAACCAACAGUUGGACUGGUUUUCCAAUCAAGAGGAGCCAGCGGGGAAAUGCCAGCCAAUCAGGGCACAGGACAAAGUCUUGUACGAGAUCUAUCGUCCCAACCACAGCUUUGUCAACCUCAUGCUCCCAGUCAACACCUCUGUACAGGACCUGAUGUCCUGCUUAGUGGACCCGGGAGGAGACCAUGUCCUGGUCAAAAUGAACUCCUCAGGAGACAGGGUUCAGCUGAAGUUGGAUGCCAUGGCUGUGUACACAUCACUGGGACUCAAUGAGAAGCUCUUCCUGUGCACUGCCAGUCAAGUGGAAGAGCUGACACCCUUGCAGGAGCAGCAGGGCCCAGAUCAGGGCAGCAUUCACACUUUGGAACAGAUGAGCUCCAAAGACAUCGCCAGUCAGCUCACCGACUACGACUGGGAGCUGUUCGGAGCCAUGCACGAGGUAGAGCUGGUGUACUACAUAUUCGGCCGGCACAAGUUCCCGGGCACCACCACGGCCAACCUGGAGCGCUUUGUGCGCCGCUUCAAUGCCGUGCAGUACUGGGUGGUCACCGAGCUGUGCCUCUGCAACGACCUGAUGAAGCGCGCCGCGCUGCUCAAGAAAUUCAUCAAGAUCGCCGUCUUCCUCAAAGAGCAGCGGAACCUCAACUCCUUCUUCGCGGUCAUGUUCGGGCUGGGCAACAGCGCGGUGCAGAGGCUCUCCAAGACCUGGGAGAGAGUGCCAAGCAAGACGAAGAGGGUUUACUGCUCGUUUGAAAGAUUAAUGGACCCCUCCCGUAAUCACAGGGCGUACAGACUCGCCGUGGCCAAGCUCAGCCCUCCGUACAUCCCCUUCAUGCCCCUGCUGCUGAAAGACAUGACUUUCAUCCACGAGGGAAACAAGAACUACGUGGAAAGCCUGGUCAAUUUUGAGAAAAUGCGCAUGAUCGCCAAAACCGUGAAGAUGGUGAGGGAGUGCCGGAGCCAGCCUUAUGUACCAUCAUCUCCACAAAAAGGCCUGGCGGACCGCAUGUUUCUUGAACCGCCCUCUGUGAGAAUCUCCACCUACUCAGAGCAGUCCCUCUCUCUGCGGAGCCCCACCAUCGUCCGCCAGUACAUCCAGAACCUCAAUGUGAUCGACAACCAACGGAAACUGACACAGCUCUCCAGGUCACUGGAGCGCUAAUCAUGACCACAAGCUUUAUAUAUAUAUAUAUGUGUGGCCACUUUAUUAGGUAAACCUGCUCAGCAAUGCUAAUAGCCUGCUCCACCAUGCAAGCGAAUCAUGUAGCUGCAAUAUACAAAGCAGACAUGGUGAGGAGGUUCAGUUGUUCAACCAGACACUAGAAUGGGUGAUCUAAGCCUGAUCAAAGCAACUUUGACCAUGGUAUGAUUGAUGGAGCAAGACGUGGUGAUUUCAACAUCUCACACACAGCUGCCCUCCUGGGAUUUUCACACACUGCAGUCUCUAGAGUUGACAGAGUGGUGUGACAAACAAAAAACAUCCAGUGAGCAGCAGCCCUGCGAGUAAAAACACCUUGUUAAUGAAAGAGGUCAGAGGAGAAUGGGCAGACUUGUUCAAGCAAACGUAAUGGCCACAGAUGCUCAAAUUACAGCUGUUCACAAGAGUAGUGUGCAGAAGGGCAACUCUGAGUGCACAGCGGGUCCACGUGCAGCCUGAAGCGGAUGGGCUAAAGCAGCAGAGCCUGAAGGAUGGGCUAAAGCAGCAGAGCCUGAAGCGGAUGGGCUAAAGCAGCAGAUAGCCUGAAGCGGAUGGGCUAAAGCAGCAGAUAGCCUGAAGCGGAUGGGCUACAGCAGCAGAUAGCCUGAAGCGGACGGGCUAAAGCAGCAGAAGACCACACCGGGUUCCACUCCUGUCAGCUAAGAACGGGAAGAUGAGGCCACAGUGGGCACGUAAUCACCUAAACUAGAUGAUUUAAGACUGGAAAAACAUUGCCUGGUCUGACAUGCUCUGACUGGAUGAAUUUUUUUUAAUGGAUACUUCCAGCAGGAUCAUGUACCAUGUCACAAAGCACGCAUCACCUCUAACUGGUUCCACGGACAUUGCCUAGAUCUCAAUCUAACGGAGAACGUUCGGGAUGAGGUGGAACAGGAGGUUUGCAGCACAUUUCCUGAAUCCAUGCCAUGACGAAUUCUGGGGGUCCUACCCAGAACUUGAUAGGGAGACCUAAUAAAGUGGCCACUGAGUAUCCUUGCCCUGCCACGAAGACUUCCCACUCCAGUGCUAAACAUGAUGGCAUGAGCUCCAUUUAAAAAAGGACAAUUCCAGAAUGUUCCAGGAGGCUUGGUGUGCUACAGCUGGAUGCAUGCUCCUGGGAAUGGUGAAGAAUUGUAAAAGUGCCUAAAACGGGCCAUGCUUUAAUGUGUUUACUGUCCAUGCUCACGGGGCAGCCAUAUUGGAUGGAAUGUCAGCCCGUGUGGGAAUUCUUCACAGACUGCCAGCUUCCUGUAACUGCCAUGUCCAAAGCAGGAAAACAUUACUCCUGCCAUAAACUAGUGAUAAUGAGGAUGCCAUUUUUUCAGAAGUAGCACAGCAUGUUGUAAGUAGGCAACCAUGGCAUUCUCUUACAGAAGGUUGUCGGCUCACAAAAACCAAUGCUAUUUUUUGUGCUACUGAGUGGCUAACAUACUGGGAUUUGGUCCCUUAUCUGAGCAGGGACACACCAGACACAGGCGUAAUGGGCUGGUUGCCCAAGGAGAGAGGUUCAGUUGGCACAAUUACUCCAGUGCCAGAGCAGCAGUGACCUCCUGUGGUCAAUCAGGGACCUGCAGUCUGCCUACACCAACAGCGCAUGAAGCGUCCUCCGCUGAUGCAAUGACUGAGCAGCACAGGUGGUGGACUGCAGAGGGAAAAGAACCAACAGCAACCACUUUGGAGACCCUGUGCUUUCCUGCACUCUCCCAAACCCAUGGAGAAUCAGCCUCUCAAUUUCACUCUAAAUGACUGCCUCUCUUGGGACUACACUUUGCCCUUCUUGGGAAGUACUGCACUUCGAUCCCCCAUUCUCACACUUGGAUUUGCAUUGCAAGUCACUGUGGAUUGGAGCAUCUGCCAAAUGUCAGUAAAUUAAAAGAAAAUAUAAAACCAGUGAUAAGUGGUUACACAAAACACGGGUCAAUUUCCAGUUUAAAUGGAAAUUAAUGAACUUGUUAAUUAUAAAGUGUUUGUGGGAUACAUUCCUAAAAGUACAUUUCAGGAGCAAACCAGCUCCCACACAGUUUCUCUAGAUGGGAACACACUCAGCCAUAUAAAAACUUUUUUUUUUUUACGGCCAAACCUUCACUGCUACUGUAUCCCUUUCUGUUGAACAGGCUUUUCUUCUAGAAUGUUCUGGAUCCUCCUGGUAAAUAAUUGCGAGGUGGAACUCCCUGAACAUUCACUCUGCAGCCAUUUACUUCCAACAGGCUCCAUCUUAACACAUCCUCCCUCCUUCAAUCCUAUAUGGCCACCAGUGUGAAUGCUGUUCCUCAGUGCCUUAGACAUUUCUGUCCUCUGUGACUGCUGUUAGCCAAAAGGCUGUGUUUAUGCCGCGACAUCAGAAUGAGUAUAUCAUUGGCAUUAGCUGUUAUUUAUGUUAAACUGCCACAGUAUCCAGUGUUGUACUGCCAGCCAAUACACCAGUGUUACUAUAAGCUCCAUUUCCAAUGAUGCUUUUACGCACUGUAGGCAAACAAGCUUAGUGAAUAGUAAUCUUCACUUUAUUAAAAAAAUUAACACAAAGCAAAACAGCACGGGGACCAAUUUUGUAGCCUCACUAAUAUAAAAAAAACUGACAUAUGUAAAGCGUAUUUCAUACUGUGCAAAUUUUUAUUUUUUUAAAUAAAUUAUUUCAAAACAAAA